Messenger RNA from Macrosteles quadrilineatus (aster leafhopper), 882 nucleotides. Its product is annotated as cilia- and flagella-associated protein 300-like. The coding region runs from base 1 to 882 and encodes 293 amino acids. Lineage: Eukaryota; Metazoa; Arthropoda; Insecta; Hemiptera; Cicadellidae. The transcript is spliced from 2 exons. The record is from RefSeq and is a predicted model, not a curated record.
AUGGAGAACAACACUUACACGUUUAUCCAAUUAAACAAGGUGUGUAAAACACUAGAAGAUAAAGACUUGAAGGAUAGCUUGAUGAAAUGGUCCAUGAAAGGGACACUUGGUGUGCAGUAUUACUCUUUCAAUCGACAAUUUCAACUUCAUCAAAAGCAGCACUUUUUGGACUCAUUCUUCACCGAUCCUGUGGUUUACGGGAGUCUCAUUUACAACCAAGUUCCUCUAGGUAAGCCAGCAUCCGUCACUUUCCAGUCCAUCCCGUGUACAAUCCUCUCUAUGGAUUUUUUCGACCGAAUCCUCAACCCGAACAACAACAUUGUCCGUUGUGAUGGCAAAACCAUAACACAAUGUUUGGAGGACGAUGUGGAAGGAUUUUCAAUCGACGACAAUUUGAGAAGUAUGAUUCUGAAUCGUGAUAGCAAGUUUUUCAAUCUCUAUAGCGAUUCAGAUCGCCGACAAUUCUUGUGGAGGAUUUUCACCCACUUUUGUCUUGGAGGAGAAUACUGCCAACACGAGUUUGAGGUUCAGGCUUAUUUAACAGCGGCAAAGUCACUCUACAAGGAACUAGUGAGUGUGGAACGGAUAGGAGACUCAAAUGAACUUGUGAUCCGUUCUGUCGUCAUGAAAGUUCAAACUUUUGAUGACCAUGGGCGACCUCUUGUGCCUUACAAGGUAGAUAAUCUACAGAACUUUAUGUACCUUGUGGUCGACCCUUUCAAACGGUCUGUGGCAGUGUUAAGUCAUAGUUAUGCACAGUUUGCGUCAGUGAGAAGGGAAGAGCUCGACACAGACUCUGGAUGGUCACACAACUAUCAUGAGAAGACGACGGCUCUGUCAGCUACCUCCAACAUAGAAUUGUUGUCUAAUUACUUCCUUUGA